AUGCCGCCCCAGAUUAAACAAGACCUCAACCGGUCGGGCUGGGAGUCAACCGACUUUCCCUCCGUCUGCGAGAACUGCCUUCCCGAGAACCCCUACGUCAAGAUGCUCAAGGAGGACUACGGCGCCGAGUGCAAGCUCUGCACCCGCCCCUUCACCGUCUUCAGCUGGGCCGCCGACCGCGCCCACGGCCGCAAGAAGCGCACAAACAUCUGCCUGACCUGCGCCCGCCUCAAGAACUGCUGCCAGUGCUGCAUGCUCGACCUCUCCUUCGGCCUGCCCAUCGUCGUCAGGGACGCCGCCCUCAAGAUGGUCGCGCCCGGUCCCACUUCCGAGAUCAACAGGGAGUACUUCGCGCAGAACAACGAAAAGGCCAUCGAGGAGGGCAGCGGCGGUGUCGAGGAGUACCAGAAGACCGACGAGAAGGCCCGUGAGCUGCUGAGGAGGCUGGCCACGAGCAAGCCGUACUUCAGGAAAGGCAGGGCGGUAGACGGUGACGGGGCCUCUGCAUCUGGUGGCGGCAGCGGCAGCGGUGGGAGCAGCGGUGGGAACCCAGCAGUCGGCGCAGGUAUUGGUGGCCCCGGUCCUAUCCGCACGCGGGACUCGAGAGCUGCUGGUGCAGUUGGUGCAAGGCCGGGCGGUGCAAGCCGCAAAGGAGGGGCCUUUCCCAGCACGGCGCAGCUCCCACCGUCUCCGAAGGACUGGCUGCCGCCGGCUGACAAGAACAUCAUGUCCUUGUUCGUGACAGGCAUCGAGGACGACCUCCCCGAACAUAAGAUCCGCGAUUUCUUCAAGGCGCACGGCAAGAUCAAGUCGCUGGUCUGCUCACACAUGUCCCAUUGCGCAUUUGUCAACUACGAAACACGAGAAGCCGCGGAGAAGGCUGCUGCUGCUUGCCAGGGACGAGCCGUCAUCGCUGGCUGCCCACUUAGAGUGAGGUGGAGUAUGCCCAAGGCUGUUGGGACGAUGGACCGCGAGGAGCGAGCCGAGAUGCUGAGAGAUGGGCGGUCAGCGUUCCCCGAGGCCAGGAAAGCGAGGGGCGGUCCGAAUGCGAUCGCGGGCGGUAGCAGUGCAGGAGCACUUCCGGCACCGGGAGGGCAGGGGGAUCUGGCUGCUUUGUCCGUCGCCGCACCACCAGGAGCUGCCGAUGUGCAGUAUGCUAGUUUAGCUGGAAACUGA
Messenger RNA from Phaeoacremonium minimum UCRPA7, 1176 nucleotides. RefSeq names its product putative pre-mrna splicing factor slt11 protein. The record is from RefSeq and is a predicted model, not a curated record. The coding region runs from base 1 to 1176 and encodes 391 amino acids. The transcript has a single exon. NCBI's taxonomy places the organism in Eukaryota, Fungi, Ascomycota, Sordariomycetes, Togniniales, Togniniaceae. Gene Ontology annotation, molecular function: pre-mRNA binding; U6 snRNA binding. Gene Ontology annotation, cellular component: Prp19 complex; U2-type catalytic step 1 spliceosome; U2-type catalytic step 2 spliceosome.